Drosophila miranda is the source of this 1711-nucleotide messenger RNA. RefSeq lists its product as uncharacterized. The coding region runs from base 667 to 1464 and encodes 265 amino acids. The record is from RefSeq and is a predicted model, not a curated record. Gene Ontology annotation, molecular function: metal ion binding. Lineage: Eukaryota; Metazoa; Arthropoda; Insecta; Diptera; Drosophilidae. The transcript is spliced from 3 exons.
UGCUUACAGUUAUUUGCCGCAAAAUUUUUUAGGCUGCUGCCAGUGUUGUAAUUUAUAAAGUUUAUAAGCAAUAGAUUUGAAUGAUAUUUUUGAAAUAGCUGCUCGAGAAAAAUGUCGAUAAAAUGCACGCUAAAUUAAACAACUUUAGGCGUCACUUGGAUGUUUUGUACACAGAUCUUCAUCAUCGUUGGGUGAACAUGGCUAAAGCGGAUCGUGAACUUAUCGGUCUGCACGAUGACAUGCUAAGCAGCAUGAAUAGUUUCAAUAAAUGUGUAAUCAAGUGUAACAUGCACAUCUAAACAGUCUCGAAACUUUGGUCGCCGACAUCGCCGAACCUCUGCAGCGCAAUGACUUCGUCACAAACACUAAUAAAGAUGGGAUUGUAGUUGAAAAUAUCUUGAAUGAACGUCCACACCGACGACCGAUAAUCCAACAAAUGGCGGACUCCAAGCAUAUAAUUCCAAUUGAUCAGUCGGCAGCGGUAGUGCGAGAUGUAGAGUCAACACAGUGUCCAGCCAGGCCGGUUUCGGAUAGUCUUUCGCUAUCAACGCGUUCGAGUUGGUUGAAUAAACCGGAUGCAGAAGUCCCAAAGUCCCCAUUACGUCCCCACAGCCCACUUCAGCACAGCCACAGGACACGGCCACUGUUUCCGCUAAAACAAAAACCAUGCUGCCUGUUUCACCACGUAAACGUAUCCUCGAGCCACCGAAAUGCGGAAGAACAACAUCCAGCAGUGAAAUCUAUCAUCAGAUCGUAAAGAACAUAGCCGCCUUUCCAGAGGGAAGUGUGAUAAAGGCUGAAAUGAUGCAUCUAAACAUAGCCGAAAAGUGUUUCUUUGUAGGCAUGUGGGGUGCGGAGCCGCUGCAAAAGUUAUUCGAGGGGAAAUUACUUCUUAAGGAGUUGGACCAGCUUCCCAACUUUGGGGAGAUAUUUGCGGUGUACGAUUGCCACGACGGGGUCAUUCCACGUGUCACAAUCAAUGAUUAUGCGGAUGAGGGUGGCUAUGAUGCCUAUUUGAUUGAUUUCGGCGAGCAUAUACACAUGACUGGCGACGAGAAUAUAUUUGCCCUACCAGAUGACAUACGGCUGCUGCCGGCGGAGGCCAUCAGAUGCUUCUUCAAAGAAGGCGAUGUCUCCCAUAUGACCGAGUUCCGAUUGACAAGAGUGGCCUUGCGUGUUUUGGAAAAAUGUGGUGGCGAUUUCCUACCCAGAUCAGUCAAAAGCAGAAAAGAACAAGGAAUCUGUGGGCAUUACGAUCCUAAGCUCAAUGGCUGCUUCAAGGGUAGACACUGUCGCUUGUUGCAUGAGUUAUUUGCACCUCAGGGCGUCACCAAGGACUUGGAGGUGGAAGACGCUCUGCCGGAAACCGAGUUUGAUGCGCCAUUCCCAAAAAAAUUUGGAAGCAUUGUGGAAAUGCAGUUUCAUUGUGGAUGGCUCUUCUCCUCUGGUAUGGAUCAAGAAUGAUGUCCUAGGGGCCAAGAGUCAGUUCAAGCAGAAACCGCAUAUGUUGGACAUACUCAACGUGGAGGAAGACGUGGUGCUGGUUUUGGAUUCGAUUCCUUGGCGACAAUGCCGAUCUGGCCGAGCAACUGAUGAAGCGCGGCUAUGCACAGCCCGAUGAGGAGGGUCGUAACCAUAUGAUUCGGAUCUUGAUCUGUAAACGUAUUUCCUUUUUUGUAAUACGAAGUAUAACAUAGUCAUUCAUAUAGCA